Molecule: messenger RNA, 1943 nt
Organism: Gopherus flavomarginatus (Mexican gopher tortoise)
Lineage: Eukaryota; Metazoa; Chordata; Testudines; Testudinidae
Gene: PLBD2
Product: phospholipase B domain containing 2
Exons: 13
Coding region: 469-1842 (457 amino acids)
Biological process (GO): phospholipid catabolic process
Cellular component (GO): extracellular region
Molecular function (GO): glycerophospholipase activity
Source: RefSeq, a predicted model, not a curated record
CCUCGGGGCAGCUGCAGCUCGUCCCGCGCUGGGACCCCGCCGCCGUCGCCUGGGCCAAUCUCACCGACCGGAUCCAAGACACGGGUGACGCUUCAGUGCCCCUAACCAGGGGCUCAUCUCAACCACUUCUGCAGCAUCAGGCCUGUUGGCGCCACCUUCCCGCAGUCCAACGCCCAGGGCCUUUUGUUCCAGCCCAGUGGCCCCAUGCGCGUUUGAUUUCAUUUUCCAUUGCGGUUAUUGUGUUCCGCUUGUGGCAAGGCCCGUUGCAAAUCGCCGGCGUGAGGAGAAAUCCCCUCUUGCCGUUAAAGGGGGAGUAAUGCGGCGUGUGCAGCAUCCGUGCAGUUCCACCCUUGAGACCGCUCUGGGUGGUCCUUCCUGGAGCUGGCCACCAGUGAGAAGUACAACGACAGCCUGCAGGCCUAUGCUGCGGGACUGGCUGAAGCUGCUGUGUCCGAGCAGCUCAUCUACAUGCACUGGAUGAACACCAUGGUGGGCUACUGCGGCCCCUUUAAAUACCAGCCUGACUACUGCGAGAAGCUGAAGAACUACAUAGAGACCAACCUGGCCUGGAUGCAGGAGCAGAUGGAGAAAGGAGACAAUCCAGAGUACUGGUACCAGGUGCGUCUGGCUCUGCUGCAGCUCAAGGGCCUGGAGGAUGGUUAUAACGGGCGAGUGGCUUUCCCGACUGGACGAUUCUCGAUCGCCCCGUUUGGCUUCCUCUUGUUCCAGCUGGGUGGGGACCUGGAGGACCUGGAAUCGGCCUUGAACCGAACGGAAAGCGAGCACACGCUGGGCUCCGGGUCUUGCUCUGCGCUCCUCAAGCUGCUGCCCGGGAACCAGGAGCUCUUGGUCUCCCAUGACACCUGGAAUACUUACCAGUCCAUGCUGCGCGUCAUCAAGAAGUACACGCUGCCCUUCCGGACCUCGGCCCACAGUGAUGACAUGAUCUCGGGGCACAUCCAGACAUUCUCGUCCUAUCCCGGCACCAUCUUCUCAGGAGAUGACUUCUACAUCUUGAGCAGUGGCUUGGUGACUUUGGAAACCACCAUCGGGAACAGCAAUGCUGCCUUGUGGAAGUACAUCCAUCCGGAAGGGAGUGUCCUGGAGUGGCUGAGAAAUAUAGUGGCAAACCGGCUAGCCAGGAGCGGGGCCGAGUGGGCUGCCAUCUUCCAGCAGUUCAACAGUGGCACGUACAACAACCAGUGGAUGAUAGUGGAUUAUAACACCUUCCUGCCGGGCAAAGCUGGCCUCCAGCAGGGGGUGCUCACGGUGCUGGAGCAGAUCCCGGGGCUGGUGGUCGUGGCUGACAAGACAGAGGAGCUGUACCAAAAGGGGUACUGGGCCAGUUACAAUGUGCCGUACUUUGAGCAGAUCUUCAACACCAGCGGCCAGCUGGAGCUGGUGAAGAAAUACGGCGAUUGGUUCACCUAUGACAAAAGCCCCCGGGCCCAGAUCUUCAGGCGCAAUCAGACGCUCGUCCAAGACCUGGACUCUAUGAUCCGGCUCAUGAGGUUCAACGAUUUCCUGAAGGACCCGCUUUCCCGCUGCCAGGGCUGCGACCCGCCCCAGAAUGCCGAGAACGCCAUUGCCGCCAGGUCGGACUUGAACCCCGCCAAUGGGACCUACCCCUUCGGUGCGCUGCGCCAGCGGUCGCACGGGGGCACGGACAUGAAGAUCACGUCCUAUGCGAUGGCCAAGGGCUACAGCCUGAUUGCCGCCAGCGGGCCCACCUGGGACGACGUCCCCCCUUUCCAGUGGAGCACCUCUCCCUACAGCAACCUGCUUCACAUGGGGCACCCUGACCUUUGGAAGUUCCCCCCUAUCAAGAUCUGGUGGGACUGAAGUGGAGACUGGAUCCCCUGGCGCAUGUGGCCACGUGGGUUGGAGCAGGGGUGCUGAGGGUGUGUCCCGUCUCCCUGUCUGUCUCCUUUUGGUCUGGACUC